CAAGCAGCUUCAUCGUCCCUGCCUGAACCUGCCCAAUCUAAUAGCCGCAGCAGACAAACCGGACAGCCAGUUUCCACGUCUACCGGUCAAUGUUGAGCUCAUGUCCCGGCGAAUAUCACAAAACAAACCGAUCACAGAUACCGAAUAUGCAGCAGAUGGCUCCGAUGCCGAAAUGGAUAGUGUGGCUCCGACCACACCCAAUGGCCUACGACGAUUCCGUACCCCAUCCUUGGAAAGAAAGAGACGUGCGGACACAAACAAUGUAACCGUGUCCACAGCGGUCACAUUGAGGAAAUCCGAACCACCUGGGCCGUCUAAACUGGAAGGCAAUCAGACUGAUCCUUUAACACGCAAAGAAUUGUCACGACCACAACCAGCUACUCGUAGUCGAAGUAUUGUGAUUGUUUCAGACAACCCGCAUUCAAGUGCGCACAAGUCGCAUGAUUAUAGUUGUGGUAGUGGUGGUGGUGGUGGUGGUGGUGGUGGUGGUGGUGGUGGUGGUGGUGGUGGUGGUGGU
Echinostoma caproni is the source of this 517-nucleotide messenger RNA. Lineage: Eukaryota; Metazoa; Platyhelminthes; Trematoda; Plagiorchiida; Echinostomatidae. The record is from the annotation of a GenBank genome assembly.